Messenger RNA from Porites lobata, 624 nucleotides. NCBI's taxonomy places the organism in Eukaryota, Metazoa, Cnidaria, Anthozoa, Scleractinia, Poritidae. The record is from the annotation of a GenBank genome assembly.
AUGUCCCCUAAUCCGGAUAAGUUCGCAUUAUCUAUCACCGCUCCCACCGCCGGAAUUGGGUCUAAAACCCCUAAUUUUACAUUCGAACCGGUACACAAUGCGAAGAAAUUGACGUCUAUUCACGAGUGGGUGUCGGCCUUCCACUCUUUUGUUGCAGUCUACUGCGAAAAAUUCCCCAGAGAGACGCCAAAUUUGAUGCAAUUUUGCGAAACAGUGCGCGACAUCGCCACACGUGGGGGGGACUGGAACUAUUACGAUGAACAGUUCCGGUAUCUUCGUCAAGGCAACCCACAAACGUACCCUUGGGGAGUGGUACAUUGGGAGUUAUGGCAUCGCGCGGUGACUUUUCGUGCCAAAUCUGGAUAUUUUGCAACCGACAAACCCAACUCGAGGUUCAGGGGAAAACAAUCAAUGGUCAGAGGGGUGUGUUUCACGUUCAACGCCGGUCGUCCCUGUGCGGGCUGCAGAUAUGACCAUAAAUGCUCCAAAUGUGGUGGUAGACAUGCAGCUACGUCCUGUCAAUCUGCCUCGAACAUUCCCAAACCAGCCGGAGAUAGAACUAUCGCAACUCCAUCGCAUAAUAAACAGCCCGCCAGUAACGCCGGUAAAAGUAUCCACCCUUAG